This is a messenger RNA of Phytophthora sojae, 534 nucleotides long. RefSeq lists its product as hypothetical. NCBI's taxonomy places the organism in Eukaryota, Oomycota, Peronosporomycetes, Peronosporales, Peronosporaceae. The transcript has a single exon. The record is from RefSeq and is a predicted model, not a curated record. The annotation marks the transcript as partial.
UUGACUGAGGAGGUGCGAUGCUUUGUCAGCGAUGACCCGAAGGAGUUGCUCAAGGGUAUGUUCCAGUACAUCAAGGAAGUUGCGGCUAAGAUUCAGCAGUACAACGUCUCGAAGUACGAGUCUUUGCUCCGCGAAAUCAUCAACGUCCAUGGUUUGACUGACGCUGAGGUUCCUGGUCUAGACUUGGGUAAGACGUACAAGAUGGAUGAUGUCAAUGCUUGGAUUCAGAACGGGGAGUUUGCUUGUUUCUUCGAUUUCCACAGCAAGCUCACAUUCGGUAAGAAGCGCUCGGAUUAUGGCAAGCUGAAGCAGUGCAUUGGUCAGGUACCAGUAUUCGGAUUCAACUCUGGACGCUACGACAUCAACCUUAUCAAGGCGGACCUGUUUGCAGUCAUCGGUACUGACAACAUCACAUCAGUCAUCAAGAACCCUAGCUACAUGUGCAUCGCCACGUCAGACAUGAAAAUGCUUGACAUUAGCAACUAUGUUCCGGCAGGCACCAGCUAUGCAAAGUACUUGUCGACAUAUCUCGGU